CAUGUUUAUUCCAACAUUUUUGCAAAUUGAAUUUCUGGUCACACUUUGUCUCGUCCGGCAAAGUUUUUAACCAAGUUUAAGUAAAGUAUAAAAAACUAAUUUAAGUGGAUCAGGAAGUUCGCACCAACGAGUCUUAGAAGUGAUUUUUUUGAGAAGCAGUGAUUUCCUAUAUUUAUGUGAAAUAAAUACUAAUACCUAUCUGUGGUGAACGAUUAAGUCCCAAGCAUGGAGGAGCUGUGCAACAACUCCGGACACUCGGCUACUUCCAGUAGUGGGAGCAACUCGUCGAUAUCGGCUAAAACCGCUCUAAGUGAAUGCUCUGCCGCUUGGAUAAAUUAUUUGAGCGCUCUAAAUAACCUAUGUACUGCCGGCUCCAAAUUGGCCCACUCUAUUGCAGUUUUGGAACAGUGGUCCUUGAGCGAGAAGCCGUUGUUCAACAAUUACACAACAACAUAUUUAACAAAUUCAUGGAACGACUUGGCCAGAGCAACCACUGUGGCCACAGGAACAGUCAAGACCCACAUGUUGGCCUUACUGCAGGAUUUCGUCACCAUAUCAUCCAUGGAUCAGACCUCCAAUAGCGAGCUGGAUCAAAAGCGGUUCAGGGAGCACAACGAACUAAUUGUGUUAGAGAAUGCACAAGCUGUAAUCAACAUUCAGCACCAGUUCUGUGCAGCCAGCUACGAUGCAUUUUCUUCCCUAACCUGCUGCUUUGUUUGCCAAUCGCCAGUUGGAUUUCCACAUGAACAGGACUGCAGUGUUAUGAAGCAGCGCAAUCAAUACGACCAACGAUCUCAAACACCCUCGCCCAAUUUAUGUGGGCCGAGUACAAAGAUGGAUUCCUCCAGGGGAAACUCAUUGACUGAUCAACGCCCAAUUGCCUCUGGAAUUUCAGAAACAGCUGACCAGCCCAGAGGUCCCUCGCCUCAACUGAAUUUUUGCGAUGCCAAUCCAAUGCAGGCUAUAUUCGAGCAUACACGCGGUCCCUUGCCAAACCCCGGGCAAUUGCUGUCCAUGAAGAUUCCAUUUCACCGAAACGUCAAGUCAUCCUUAAGUUUUCCAUUAUUUCCACUGAACGGUCAGCGUCGAUGGUCGGAAGCGGCUGCUGCCGAGGUGAUAGAUGGGAUCUCCACGGAUCCAGAGAGCCAGAUGAGGAGAUGGUCAAUGCCAUGGGAAGCCUCGAAGACUGACAGGAACACAGUCACAUGGAACCAAACCAGGAUAAUGCCAAUGAAUACUUUGAAAACCUCUUGCUACAAGAUGUCCAGUUCAGAGCGAUAUACUUCUCACUCUGAUGGAAACUGGCCCCUAGCUUCAACGAGUCAAGAUGGGCUGUUAGAAGCUAUUCAAUUACUAUCCAUCAAACCGACCACCGUCCCAAUUCUAUCGACUUCUCCGGAUGGAGCACCACUUGACUAAAUUUCAACUAAUCUGAAACGAACAUACAAUUAAUAAUCAAACAUAUUCAUUAAAAUAAUCUUAAUCACUUGA
Messenger RNA from Drosophila erecta, 1491 nucleotides. RefSeq lists its product as uncharacterized. Lineage: Eukaryota; Metazoa; Arthropoda; Insecta; Diptera; Drosophilidae. The transcript is spliced from 6 exons. Bases 226 to 1419 code for a protein of 397 amino acids. The record is from RefSeq and is a predicted model, not a curated record.